CCAUCCUCAUUUACUGUAACAUCAGAGGCUGUUGUGAGAGACAAAGAAGAAGGCAGAUCCUCUGACUAAAAUUAGUCUUUUUUGAUUCCCCCCCUGUGCGAUUUUGAACUUCUGCAACUGAUAUUUUUAUGGACCGAGAGCAGAUACCUUUUGCUACUGCUACUUCACUUGACAAAUAUUCAGAUAUAUAACGGACUGCAACAUAUCAACUUAUUAAAUGCUCAAUAAGUUAACAACAUAAUAAGUACAGUGCUUCUGCCGAAAAAAUUCAUCUGACUUCAGUACAGGCAAGCAAUGAGGCCCAUGACUGCUACCCUCUGGGCAGCUAUAAUGUUUGUGGGACUCAAACUGAUUACAGCAUCACCUAACAUCAGCAUCGUAGACCGCUCAUCUCAAAACCUCUCAUCUGUCCCAAGAGACCUGCCACAGACGGUUGAGUUUUUAGACCUUUCAUGCAACCACAUAAAGCAACUACACAGAGAGGACUUUAAAAACACUCCUCUCCUGACAUUCCUGAAUGUGUCAUGGAACAGUCUGGAAGGAAUCGAUCCAGAGACGUUCCUUGACACGCCGCUCCUGGAGAAUCUGGACCUGUCGCACAACAGACUGAGGAACCUGUCGGGUCAGCAGUACCUGCUACACACAGGGAACCUUCUGAUGCUAAAUCUGGCCUGGAACCCAUUUCUCACCAUGACGCUGGGGAGUGCGUUCAGUUCCCUGGUAAAACUGGAGAGAUUAGCACUUGGAGCAAAAAAUAUCAGUAUGGGUGAUUUUAAGAAUAUUGCUGGAGUGAAACUACGCACAUUGACCCUUUGCGUGGGGCCUGAACUGGGCUAUGAGGCAGGCAGCCUGAUGGAUGUUCACACUCAAAGGCUUCAGGUAGCCUUCAGUAGAAAUCCAAUGAUAAACCGCUAUCUGGUUGGUGAUGCUCUGUCACUCUUUGUUGAAGUGGAAUUCAUGAUAAUGACAGGUGGCUACAGGGAACUAAGUGAGCAGCUGAGCGAGAGAAUGGAGAUCCGCACUUCUCAUCUCUACCUUACCAACAUAUCAAUCCGAUGGCCAGACUUAACUCACUUUGUAAAUGUGGCUCUGCUUACAUCUAUUACCCAUCUGAGCGCCUCCGAUGUGGUCAUAUCCAAUUUGCCUCGUAAAGACACUAAUGUGCCCAAGACAUCUAAAAUGAAGUCCUUUUCAGCCAGCAGGGCAGUGGUGAAUUCUUUCUUCUUUUCACAGGAGUGUGUAUACAACUACUUCAUCAGUUUGCCAGUGGAGAGCAUGGCAAUCACUGAAACUUCAAUUGUACACAUGACAUGCCCAAAGUCACCAAGUCAAAUCCUUCAGCUGGAUUUUUCCAAUUGUGCUCUAUCUGACACCAUCUUCUCCAGAGUGGAGGGUGCCAAAACCCUUGAAUGUGAGAAUCUGGGCAAUGUGAAAAAAUUGAUUCUGGUCGGCAACAAUCUCAAAAGUCUUAAGUUGCUGAGCCAACGUGUGCAAUACAUGAAGUCCCUGCAAGAACUGGACCUCAGCCUCAACACCCUGGUUUAUGACGGUCUGGAGGAGUGUGUCUGGCCACCAAACAUCACCACUAUGACUCUGUCUUCUAAUAGUCUGACCGACUCAGUUUUUAAAUGUCUACCAAAAGGAACAGAAACACUGGACCUCCAGAACAACCAGAUUUCUGUGGUACCACCAUCCAUCUUGAAACUGGAAAACCUGUCAUCUCUGAAUCUGAAUGCUAACAGGCUGCGAGACCUGCCUGUAUGCAACGGUUUUCCCAUACUGAACAAGCUUCUGCUGAAGUCAAAUUCCCUCCACGCCCCAUCUGUGAACAAACUUGAGAGCUGUCCCAAACUGAAAACCCUGGAUGUCAGUUACAACCCUUUCACAUGCACCUGCGCUCUGAGGGGUUUCAUAAGCCUUGGCAUCAAAUCUGAAAAGAAUAGUCACACAGGAAUUGAGUUGUUGAACUGGCCAUUGGACUAUUACUGCACCUACCCAGAUGACGUUAGAGACUCCACCUUGAAAAGCAUCUCGAUCCCAUUGGUCUCCUGUGACGUUGGCGUUCUAGCAGCCACUAUCUUGUGCCCAGCAGUGGUAGUGAUUGUGGCGGUUGUGACCCUGUGCCACCGUUUGGAUGCUCCCUGGUAUAUGGGCAUGAUAUGGAAGUGGACCAGAGCCAAACAUCGUGCUAGAACGCGACAUCUUCGACCUGAAGACCUGGUUGGUGUGGAAUUUCAUGCUUUUGUGUCUUACAGCCAGCAUGAUGCCGACUGGGUGCGCGAUUCCCUCCUUCCCAACCUUGAAGGUUCUGCAGGAGGGCUCAGAAUCUGCCAUCAUGAGAAACACUUUGUGCCAGGAAAGACAAUUAUUGAGAACAUCAUCGGCUGUGUGGAGAAAAGCCGACGCUCUGUGUUUGUGCUCUCUGCUCACUUCGUCAAGAGUGACUGGUGCCAUUAUGAGCUCUACUUUGCCAGCCACCAGCGCCUUUCUCGGGGAUCGGACAGCAUUGUGCUGGUGCUGCUCGAGCCUCUGCCUCAAUACACAAUUCCAUCCAAGUACUAUCAGCUGAAGUCAAUGAUGAGCCGGCACACCUAUCUGGAGUGGCCACAGGACAGGGCCAAGCACAGGCUGUUCUGGGCUAACCUCAGAGCUGCCCUACAGGCAGACCUUCCAAGUGCACCUGAAAUAGAGGAGUGACUGUGAGGGGAAGAGUUAAAAAGGAAAAGAAAGGAAAGGAACAGAGGAGACAUUUUGCAAGAGGGAACACUGUAGGAUUAAAAACAUGCGGGUGCACUGGAAAAGAGUAUUCUUUCUUUAACACAUGAGAAUACUUUCUUGACCUAAAGCUUCUAUUUUUGUGCUAUAAGUUGAAGAUGAACUGACUGUUCUAAGCUUGUAGGAUAUAAAUCAUAUAGUAACGUCAAUUUCUUUAAACCAUUCAACUGACAUUUAAUGGUACCAUUCAUAUAAACUAACAAGUUGAUCAAGUUUGUAACAAAAACAAUAAACUUUAUCCAAGAAUAUCAAAAA
This is a messenger RNA of Lates calcarifer (barramundi perch), 3030 nucleotides long. RefSeq names its product toll-like receptor 1 (gene tlr1). NCBI's taxonomy places the organism in Eukaryota, Metazoa, Chordata, Actinopteri, Centropomidae. Gene Ontology annotation, biological process: toll-like receptor signaling pathway; inflammatory response; immune response. Gene Ontology annotation, molecular function: protein binding; transmembrane signaling receptor activity. The transcript is spliced from 2 exons. Gene Ontology annotation, cellular component: membrane. The record is from RefSeq and is a predicted model, not a curated record. Bases 295 to 2697 code for a protein of 800 amino acids.